This is a messenger RNA of Psylliodes chrysocephalus, 1642 nucleotides long. Lineage: Eukaryota; Metazoa; Arthropoda; Insecta; Coleoptera; Chrysomelidae. The record is from the annotation of a GenBank genome assembly.
AAAUAUUUCAUAAACUUGUGCUUGAAAUGUUAUAUGUUUGAAACUUUUGAAAUAUAUCUGAAACACUUCUGAAAUAAUGUGUGCUGUAUGGGGAGGCGACUUUGAUAAUUUAGAAGCCCGAGCAAAAGAAAAGCUACCAGAUGUGGAUUUUGAAGACACCCGUCAAAGACGAAGAAAGAAAAUGCCCAAUGACGGUCCUGAAGUAAGUUCCAGCCCGAGAGAACAAUUUAAAAUCAUGAGUUUUUAUGGCGUUAUUGAUAAAUUAAAUGUAGAGAUGCGAAGCAGGGGAGAGAUAUACAAAGAAAUAGCAGACAAAUUCUCAUUCCUGACUAAAAUAUCCGAUGUCGAUAAAAUUAUGUGUCCCGAUCAAACUUCAGAAUACGGUCAGCGUUGUAGAAAUUUAGUAAAGGCAUAUACCGAUUUAGGAACCGAUAUUCAACAGUUUCAUUCACACGUCAUAAAAACUAAGUUUUAAUGAUUUGCCUCGCACAAGUUAACAUCAAACUCGCGCACAAUUGUAAAAAUUUAUACAUGAUGAUAAAAUUGAAUGUGGACACAGCCCUGCGUAUAUUUUUAGGCCUGAUGAUAUCAAACUGCACAGCGGAAUGAUCUUUUUCGAAAUUGAAAAUCAUAUCUCUUUCGUCCUUCAAACAUAUUCUAAGCUAUUCUAAGGUGCGUAAUGAUAUAUCUUGUAUUUAAUACAUAAUUUUUUUUUAAAGACCGAUACUAAUUUACUUAUGAAUUAUGGAGCCCACAGGCUACUUGUUUAGAUUCUCAAGUAGUCUUAAUCCGCCAUUGGUACUGUGUAGGUAAUGCCUUAGCAGUCUUUGUUUCACGCGUGAUUCUAUUUUACCCUGCCCAAUUCAUUGUAAAAUAGAGGGUUCGCGUUUAGAUUUCCGUACCUGUAUGAAUUCAAUGUAAUGUAUUUUAAUUUGAUUAGUAAAAUAAAAUAAAUAAUUAUAUUAAUGAUUAUUACCAAAUGAGAAUGUGAGGCCUUUAUUUUUACAUACCUAAAAAAGGCGAAAAUGAAAUGUUUAGCAAAAUCAAGCUCUAUAAGUAGACAAAGUUGAAAUAAGAACAAAAUCCUAAACCAAAAGACGAAAAGCGAUAUCAACAUGACAUUUUUAGUAAAAAUCAAGCUGUAUAAGAAGAUGAAGCCUAUUAACUCUGAAAAAAAUCUGAAUAAAAAUGGGAGGUUAAGAGGGGCUUGAAAUAUUUAAAAAAUCCUAACAAAAAUCAAACUCUAUAAGUGGCGAAUACUGGUUAACAAAAAAUCUGUAUAAAAUGGGGGUUGAAGGGGGACGAAAUAAAAAAAAAUAGGAAUCAAAAACCAGAAGCUAUCAACAUGAAUUUUUUAGCAAAAAUCAAGCUCUAUAAGGGGACAAACCCUGUUGACUCAGAAACAAGAAACGGUAUUCACCAUAAUAGAAAAAAUACUAGAGUACUGGUAGGUCUAUUAACAAGGCAUUUGUAGGCUUAACAAACAUAUCUAUAAUAUCGGCCUGACAGAAGAUACCUUAUACCGAUUUCGUCGGGAUAGUACAGGAUCCGUAAGUAAGGUCGACCUUCACCCAUCUGUUUAAUGGAUGAAAGAUUUUUUUUUAUUAAAUAAAAUAUGUUUAUAAAUAUACCGCAAAUGGGU